Messenger RNA from Parnassius apollo (apollo), 573 nucleotides. NCBI's taxonomy places the organism in Eukaryota, Metazoa, Arthropoda, Insecta, Lepidoptera, Papilionidae. The record is from the annotation of a GenBank genome assembly.
AUGUCUUUUAUGAAAUCGCAGGAUUUCCAAGAAUUCUUGGCGCAAUUGACUGCACACAUGUUCCCAUACAGUCACCUGAUUCAAAUACGGGAGAAGAAUUCAGAAAUACAUAGAAAAGGCAUAUUUUCAAUUAAUGUACAAAGAGUCUGUAAUACAGAAUUGUUAUUUAUGAAUGUUGUUUCCCGUUGGCCUGGUUCUGCUCAUGAUGCUACUAUAUUUAACAAUUCUAUGCUAAAAAUGCAAUGUGAAGAGGGAUCGUUUGGCAAUAGAUGGCUUAUUGGGAACAGUGCAUAUCCCUGUACUUCAUAUCUUUUGACACCCCUGCUCAACCCUUCAUCCGUCGCAGAUAAUCGUUACAAUGAAGCACAUAUAAAGACUGGAAAUACUAUUGAAAGAUGUUUUGGUGUGUGGAAAAGGCGCUUUCCUAUACUCUCUCUGAAAAUCCGUGUGGCUAUGCAGACUACACAGGUCAUUAUUAUUGCCACCUCUGUGUUACACAACAUCUGCAGAUUAAAUAAUAUAAGGGAUGUGGAUCCAGAAGUUACAAUGCCACAUGAAUCAGACAAGAACUAA